This is a messenger RNA of Homarus americanus (American lobster), 309 nucleotides long. Its product is annotated as spore wall protein 2-like. The annotation marks the transcript as partial. The record is from RefSeq and is a predicted model, not a curated record. Lineage: Eukaryota; Metazoa; Arthropoda; Malacostraca; Decapoda; Nephropidae. The transcript has 2 exons.
AUGGAUGGUAUUGGCAUGGAAGAUGAGAAGACUAAGAGGAAGGCAGAUGGAGAAGAAGGGGAAGAGGGAGAGGACGAAGAACAGUCCGAUUCUCUCUAUCCCCCUGAACAGAUCUCCUCCUCAGACUAUUUGGAACGUGAGAGUUGGAUCGUCUUCCCAGAUGCUUCAGAUAAUGGUGCGGGAUGGGAGAGCCAGGAAGAGCCAGCCAGGGAGAGCCAGGAGAAACAGCCAGGGAAAACCAGGGAGAAACAGGGAGAGCAAGGAGAGUCAGGAGAAUCAAGUAGAGUCAGGGAAAGUCAGGAAGAGCAA